Molecule: messenger RNA, 540 nt
Organism: Rattus rattus (black rat)
Lineage: Eukaryota; Metazoa; Chordata; Mammalia; Rodentia; Muridae
Gene: Il36b
Product: interleukin 36 beta
Exons: 4
Coding region: 1-540 (179 amino acids)
Biological process (GO): cytokine-mediated signaling pathway; inflammatory response to antigenic stimulus; positive regulation of gene expression
Molecular function (GO): cytokine activity
Source: RefSeq, a predicted model, not a curated record
AUGAUGGCUUUCCCUCCACAAUCUCGUGUAUGUUUUACUCCUCCAAAAAGCUCUCACUUUGACAAUAUCAACAAAGGGGUUCAAGCAUUUCCCAGUACCUACAGAGUUCAUGACUCCCAACACAAGGCGUGGGUCCUGGCUGGAAAUUCUUUGACAGCGGUUCCUGCUAGCAACAAUGUCAAAUCUGUCAUUCUUAGCUUGAUAGCAUGUAGAGACAUGGAAUUCCAAGAUGAAAAGAAGGGUAAUCUAGUUUUCCUGGGAAUCAAAGGCAGAAGUCUCUGCCUCUUCUGUGCUGAGAUCGAGGGCAAACCGGCUUUGCAGCUUAAGGAUGUAGACAUCAUGGAUUUGUACAAUGAGAAAAAAGCACAGAAAGCCUUUCUCUUCUACCAUGGCAUAGAGGGAUCUACUUCUGUCUUUCAGUCAGUCUUGUAUCCUGGCUGGUUUAUAGCCACCUCUUCCACAGCAAGACAAACAAUCAUUCUUACACAGGAGAGGGGUGAAGCUAAUAACACUAACUUCUACUUAGAGUCUGAGAAUUAG